AACAGUAGCGGGGCAGAAGCGGCCAGGGCAGCAACCAGGGCGCUCGGAGCGGUGCUGCGCCGCCGACAGUUUGUGGGUCGGCGCGCGGUGACCGAACCCCAUGUGAGCGUCUCCUCCUGCCCCCGACGACGCAACAGCUUAGGAGUCAGCAGCUCCAUCACAGCUUCCAUCAUCGUGGAAGAAGAGGAGGAGGAACAGUCCCCUCCACUAUGGGAGCGCUCAAGGAGGAUGUCGGCCAUCUGCUUCGUGUGUAACCUGCCCAUCCUGAGCCAUCAGGUCGGGCUGGUCUGGGAGGGCGGCAAUGGCUACGACGAGAUGCAGAGCGAGAGUUCCUCGCCGCGGCCCCGUGUGGGCCGCCGGGACUCCUCUGCACAGAUUACCACCAUCGAGCCCCCGCGGGAGAUACGGGAAACCUCCCCCCCUACCUCCCGCAGGCGGCGCUCCUCCUUGGCGCAGCUGACGGACAUCUUACGGGACUGGGGUCGGCGGGACGCGGCUGAGCAGCGGUCCACCAGCACGUGCACCACGGCCAGCACCACGCCCGUCGGCCCGCUCACCCGGAGGGAAAGUCGGGAUCUGAGCCGCCGAGAGUCGUUCGUAGAGAUGGCCAAGUCCCUCCCAUGGAGAAGGAAAGAGUCCCUCGUGGACGUCCCGCGCAUUAAGAACCGACGGGAGUCCUCCGCUGAGAUGAAGAAGAGACGGCAGAGCGGCACUGACAUACGGACUGACAUCGCAAAGUUCCUGGCGCGGCGGGAGAGUGUGACGGAGAUACUCAGGCGGCGACGAGACUCGCUGGAGCAGGAGAAGAAGGAGAGGCGAGACUCGACGACGCAGGUGUACACACGCUCCUCCCGCAACAGUGUGGACAAGACCGCUUCCCCCGACCGCCCCGAGAUCCAUUCCCCACGCCACGUGUCUUCACCCGAGCCCCGCGACUUGGCCCCAAGACCCUCCGUCACACCCCAGGUGUCAGCUGAGUCCCACGUCUCCCAAGUAUCAUUAGCCUCCCAGCUGUCAGGCGUCGGGGAGGCGGCGGGCGGGGGCACAGCCGAGGUGAGGUCGCCUGUGUCCUCGCCCGCACCGUCUUCGCCUACCCUCACCGCCAAACGCGAGUCCAUCACGCAGAUCUACCGCGGCCGGCGAGACUCUCGGCCGCAGGUGUCGCCGGAGCGAGGGUCGGGGCGGGGCAGCAGAGAACCUUCGCCGAAGUAUACCAGACUCCGCCGCCAGUCCACCGCCAUCGAAGAGGUCCUGCCCCUGCCCGGAUCCCGAAGAGGUUCUCGCCCCUACCUAUCGCCCGACGGACCUGAGAUUGACGGCCUCGCCAAGAAAUGUCGCCGAGACUCCCUGUCGCCGGACUCAGCGGCGGCGGAGGAGCUGUCGCUGGGCAGGAAGGCGCGAAGAGACUCUCGUCCUCACCUCUCCCCCGAAGCCAGUGAUUCCAACUCUCGCGAGACGUCCCCGAGGAGCAGACUCCGCCGCCAGUCCACCACGGCGGCUGAGUACUGUGGUCGGGGCCGGCGCCCCUCCCGCUCACCAAGGUCACCCGACUCCUCAUCCACCUGCUCCUCAAGGGAACACUCACCCAAAGAGAGAGGGUUGCGGCGCCAGUCCACGACGGAGGAGAUCCUGCUGUCUCGCGGCUUCAGAAGACAAUCCACCACCGAGGACAUCAUGCGGGCCAGGAACUUCCGCCGUCAGAGCACCCAGAGCGAGGAGAUGUCGAGGUCACGCGGCCGACGAGACUCCUCCGCGCAGAUCACGGACGGCACCCUGGCCACCAUGACCGUCGAGACCUCUUGUGCCUUCUUCGACACCUCCACGCAGACAGGCAAAAAGAAGGACAGGUCAUCAAAGGGAUCCCUGUACGACAACAACAACUACCACGAGGAAUGCCUGCGCUGUAACUCCUGUGGCCUAAACCUCACGGGGCCCAACCAGACGCGAGCAAGGCGGUACAAGAACCAGUUCCUGUGUGACCUCCACUUCGCUGAUGUUGCCCUCAUGGAGACCUCCGACUUCCUUCAGCAACUCCGAUCAUUCAAGCCUCAGAGCCUUGGUUGUGCCGUGGCCAGGCGAAAGUCAUCCACCACCUUGAUCUUCCCGCUUCCACCUCAGGCUUGUGCAGAUGAGUUUUGCCCCGGGUACCCUCACAGCCUCCUCCCCACACCUGGCUAUUGGAUUGAGUGUGCCGGCCAGACAGUCCCAGAUGAUACCAUAUGGGACGAGUCUGAGCCUGAGCUGGACGAUGCUUCUCCGCAGAGUGACCACCCAGACAAGGCUGACCAGAACAUCCAGGUGUGUGCAGGUGGGCAGGUGCCAGUGAUCAAUGAGCCUUCACGUCAAAAGACAUGCAUUCAGGAGCAGUGGGAGAGGAAUGGCCAGUUCGACCUCACCAGCAUCGAUCAGGAGACCUACGAGAAAUACUUUUAUGGGUCUGAACACUGGAACUACUUCACACAGGAUGAAGAUUUGGGCCCCGUCAUUCUCUCCCUCAAGCAGGAGACCUCUAAUGGCAGAGACCAGUUCAGGAUCAUGGUUCGUGGCAUAUCCUACACAGUGCAUGGCCUGGUCCCUGCCUCAUGUGUGUUUGCCGACCGCUACAACAGGGAGGAGGUGGUGCGCUCCUUUGGCCGGGAGAUCAAUCUCAACCCGCCCCUUGUUCUUGGCCAGCUCCCUGACAUCCCUGAGGAGCUUCUAAAACUAGAUCAGGUGUUCAUCAAAAGUGAGCUAAAGGUGGGCGUGGUGUAUGUGAGGGAGGAGCAGUUCACCGAAGAGGAGAUACUGGACAACAACGACACAUCUCCACUCUUCGAGGAAUUCCUGCAGAUCCUUGGUGACAAGGUUCGGCUAAAAGGAUUUGACAAGUAUAAGGGCGGCCUGGACACCGUUCAUGAUCUAACAGGCCUGUACAGUGUGUAUGCCCACUGGAGGAACAUCGAAAUCAUGUUCCAUGUCUCCACUCUCCUCCCUUAUGAGAAGCAUGACCCACAGAAGCUGCAGAGGAAACGACACAUUGGCAACGAUAUAGUGUGUGUGGUGUUUCUGGAGGCAGACAACACUCCUUUCUCACCUGCUUGCAUCAAGUCCCACUUUCUCCACACUUUCAUUGUUGUCAGGACCAGCCCCAGGAUCAAGUUCAAACCCACACGAUAUGAGGUGGCUGUGGUGUCACGGGAUGAGGUGGGGGCUUACAAGCCUUACCUGUUCGAGCAGAGUUGUUUUGAGAAAGGCCCCAUGUUCCGUGAGUGGCUGCUCACCAAGAUUGUGAAUGGUGAACGUGCCUCUUAUUCUGCUCCCAAGUUUGCUCGCAUGCAGGACCGCACCCGAUCCCAAAUGCUUGAAGAUCUGGUAAACAACCUGCAGAACCAUGCUGAAACAGGCCAGAUCCCAAAGCCAUACAGGCGUGGAUCAUGGCGUCCCAUUGGUCACAUGCGUCCAUCAUCGCCACUGCUGGACUCGGUGAGAGAUCUGUUUGAGGGCCAUGACCAGCUGGCCAAGGACUUCACCCGUGCCUUCCACAACAGCGACAACCAGUUUAACAACAUGCUCUUUGAUGUCACAUUCCUUGUGGGCUCUGGCAAAGAGAAGUGCAAACUAUAUGGUGUACGAGCCAUCCUUGGUGUACGUAGCAGAGUGUUCCAGGAGAUGCUGUAUGGCUUCAGCACAGGCUUCGGCUCACCGCAGGUCUCCGUGGCUGACAUCCUGGCCAGGGCCGUCCCGACCCUACACUCGCCCUCACAUAAACCCAAGAGCUCCAACUUUCUGCAGGUGCCUGACAUUGAGACGCCACGGCCCAAGAGUGUCCCCAACUCACCCAUUGUGAUGAGAGCCUUCUCCCGUCUCGGCACCCUCACCUCGGGCUGGGGCAGGUCCUCCAAGAAGAAUGACCGGCUCUCUGUUGAGGACAAGAAGAAAUGGGGCUCCUAUCAAGACUGCACAGGGAAGGAUGGGAAGGAUCGGCAGGGUGAAAAGAACAACGCUCUGGCAGUGCCGCGCCUCAGUGUGUGUGCCGACGGGGGGAAGGUGGACCGGGCGAGGCUUUGUACGACGGAGGUACGUGUGAUGGCGCCACAGACCACGGAGCGACGCCAGACUCAAUUCACCAUCAUCGAAUUUGAGUCUGAGACCUUGAGGAUCUUGCUGGACUACCUUCACACCGGGUCAUGUCCUCUCACCUGCACUUCCAUACCUGGUCUCAUAUGUGCUGCUGAGCAUUAUGACCUCCCGGAGCUGCUGCAGGCCUGCUUCCACCAUGCCAAGCAGUUCCUCCGCAUUGAAGUGGUAUGCAACAUGCUGAGCAGCCUGGAAAACUACUACUGGCGCUACACUUCUGCCUCCGAGCUGGUCAACAUGAUCCUCGCCUUUGUGGAGACCCGAGCCGUGCAGGUGUUCCAGUCUGCAGACUUCCUCCAGUUGUCUGAGUCAAUGGUGCACAUGAUGAUGGCAAGGAACCUGGAGGUAGCUGAAAUCACCAAGUUCGAGGCAAUGCUGGCAUGGGCCAAGAACCGUGUCAAGAUAAAGGGGGCUUCCAAGGUGGAUUCCCGCGUUGAGUUCCGCUGCAUCAUGGAGCGACUGACUAGGGAGCUGAAGCCUUACAGGAUCUCCCCGCAGGACCUCAUCAAGAUCGUCUUACCCAGCAAAGCCAUCAAGAAUGAACGGAUUCUGGAGACCCUCAUGUUUCAAGCCAACUCCGGCAUGUACAGGAUCAACGACUCGUAUCUCGAAGCCUGUCAGCAGCGUCUCCAGAAACAAGAUUCGAAGUUCAGCGAGUGGGAGUCCUUUGACUACGGACUAUAGCGCCGGGUCUUCCCCCUCCUCCUCUCCCUCUUCUUGCUGCACCUCACCACCACAACAUACACCGCCACCACCACCACCACCACCGCAGGUCGGGGUGUCAAACAGAAGAGCAUCUAUGUCGUGCACCUUCGGCAGCUUCUUCGAUACUGACUUCACUUGGCAGAUCCUCUUCCUUACCUCUUCACUCGCCUAAGUUUCAAUGUAAGGUUGACGUUGUUUCUCUUCCUGGGGCAGCGUGUGUGUGAGCUGUGCGGCGUUGGCGAACAAACAAAACAGGAUAGCGAGGCCCUUUUCUCGUUAGGUUGUGAAGAGGAACAGGAUAACGAUAAUAGAUAUUUUAACUGCUGUGGCCAAUUGGGUGGUCCUUUCUUUCUUGUUUUGUUUUUAAAAGGAAACAGGUCAGUAACAAAGAUAUGAUAGACUCUGUGGCUAAUUGAAAUGUUCUCUUUCUCAUUUGGUUGCUAAGAGAAACAGAUUACCAAAAGAUGAAACAGACUGAAGCGACCACUUUUUUCAGAGUUGGUCCCGUUUGUGUGUGUGCGUGUGUGUGUGUAUAUGGGUGUGGGUGUGACCUCAGGAGGAAUAUUAUGUACCCUAUGUAUCCCGACGCUCCGUGACCUAUUAUCGCAGGUCAGGUCACCAGGCGCCCAGAGGAGGUCAUAGAAUCUGUCUUUAAAAACAGAUGCCAACCGUUACUUGUUACUCUUAUUUCUCUGUGAUACUCUGCUCUUUCCUUCGCCAUGUCGUGUGUGUACUUGUCUGCAUGCCCAUGUGUGUGUUUGUGUGUAUUUGCAUGUGUACCUGUAUGCAUGUGUGCGUGUGUGCAUUGGUGUGCAGGUGUAUGUACUGCGCGCACCAUAUCGCACCUGCCUAGAUGGUCUCACCGUAGUGAACCAAAGGCCAAGUAACUUAAAAGUGUAACGAGAGGCAGACAAAUCCUUUCAGUUUAGAUCAGACAAACGUGCUAAUAUAUCGAGUAAGGCUAAACAAACAAAUGACAGACAAACAAUCAACCUAACUAAACAGCUACGUAAAAAUGAUUACAUCCCAACUGUUUUGGACACACACAUUUGUGACGCCCAAGGCAAGGCGAACACCCACACACCAAAGCAGACCAAACCUUAGACUUAGAGGGAGACGACAUAAAUGAAGUUUUUUAAUGAGUCACCCAUCCAUCCUUUCCCAACACUGACCACCACCAAUAACAGCAACUACAACAACAAUGACAACAACAGGAACAAUUUAUCUUCACUCACCUACACAAUAGCCCAAAACGACAAGUAAAACAAAAACAGUGAUAACAGCAAUUCAUAUUUUACUACCCUCUUUUAAAAUAAUAAAUAAGAAUGACAAAAUAGCUAAGAGAACAAAUUUUUAAUACAAUGAAGCAUUCGUAGUUGAUAUAUACUAUAUAUUUACACAGUAUACGUGCAGUUCAAUCUUAGGGUAUGUUCUAAUACUUAUUUUUUAUUUUCAUAUAUAAUUUACCGUCUCCAAACCUCUACACAAAGGUAAAUAGAUAAUAAAUGACAAACUUCCGACACAAACUCAGACUUAGACUCGUUCAGGUGCCAACUUCCGCCCUUUAUAGUUGAAGUUUCCUGGAACUAAAAAAGUGUGUAUAAUGCGAAAAGCUGUGAAAAUAAUACGCUUAUUGUCUAGAAAAUAUAAUAGUGAGGGAGGGAACAUGGGAGGGAGAGGGAGGGAAACUGGGAGGGAGAUAGGGAGGGUUGUGGGAGGGGGGAAGGGAGGGAGGGACAGAUAAGGGGGUUGAUUGACAUAGAAGACAAGAUUACAAGACAAAGAUGCGACAAUAAAAUCUAUAUCUUCCACAUCGCCAUGGAGGAUUAUAAAACACUGAGUGGUAGUAAUUUGCUUUUUACAUUAUGGACAAAAGAAAAUAAGUAUGGAUUUGAAGGUAUAUAUUUAACUUUUUUGUGAGUGGAUUGACAUAAAUCUUGGUGAAUCGAGGUCACCCCAAGCUCUGGGGCCGGAUUCUCAAAGUACGUAGCGCUGCGUUCUCUCAGCCACCUCAAGACGCCUAUACAGCGACGAGCUUUGGUGACUCCUCCAGACAUAUUCCCGUACAAAACCAAGGUCACUACUAACCCGUGUAGCUAAGGCGCCAUGUUCUAUAUCAUAUAUUCUCCAAAGGUAUCUGAAUAGCCAAUCAGCACAUAGAUAAUCAGCGGCAGAUUACUGACUGUCUAAAUAGGGAAACAUGCUUUUAGUACUUUUAUGACCCCAUUAAACCCCAUUCGAUCACAUGAUCAUGUAAGGCCUAUGGAAGGAGCUCAUUCUCAAAGUAAAGUAUACAUAAUCUUGUCUUAAAUUAGAGCUUAGAGAUUUUCAGACUCCUAUGGCAUUUUUUCCUGAAACAAUUCAGUGACAUAUUACUUACAUUUUGCUGUGUAGUGGAAACAGCAAAUCCAUCAUCUGUUUUAGCUGUCAGGUGAUGACACAAUUUAGAUUGGGAGGACGUGCAGACGGUGGUGUGUGUGAGGGACGGCAUGCAGCAGACCGGCUAAAUACAGAAAAAAAAUCAUUCAGCUGCUAAAACAAAUACUACAGAAUUUGAUGAUCAAGGUUCGUUAAUUGAAUCUUUUUAUUUCUAGGAAAUACUGUUUAAAAGAUUAGUGUGCACCUUGAUGUUUUUUCAUAUUGUUAAGAGAAAUACAGGUGACAAUGAAAAUUGUUCAGCCUCUUAUCAUGUUAAGGUGACUUGCACUCUGCCUUAGCAAGUUUUCCUUACCAAAGGCACCCUGUAACUAAGGUCACCUUUGAGAACAGGCCUCGAUGCCUUAGGUACUCCGCGCCGCGUGCAAGGCGAACUUGGCCUCCCGAGGUCACCCUAGUGGCUUUGAGAGUCCGGCCCCUGUUUUCGUGCCCAAUAUCCCUUGUCGGUGUGACUUCUUGUGGUCCGUCACCUCCCCGUUGGUAUAGUGAUGUGUUCCUCCAUAAACGGGUCGGCUCCCUCCCAAACCAACUCCUCCAUCUCCUCCGGCUCCUCGUUUUCCUGUUCCUCAUGAUCCUGCAUUCCCUCAUAUUGCCGUGGCCGUCUCCUUCCCUGCCACCCCCGCCUCCUCACCCCCGCCGAAGGUGACCCAAACACUCUGGGAGGCUGUGUGCUCCUGCUCUGACGCUUACUCUUCCAACCCGCAGGACCGCCAUGCGCACGAGGCUCACCGAGUGUUGGCAGGACGUGAUAGAGGCUCUCCUGAUGGAGGGCGCAACGGGAACAGUGAAUGCGUUAGGCCGCGAUGGAGACGAUAAGACAAUACGCUAGCUCGCGACGAAAUCGUUGAUAGAUAUUAGACCGCGAUAGAGACGCUAAGACUAUAUGUUAGCUCGCUACGGAGAUUAUAAUUAAAGAGUUGGCCGAGCCCCAUCACCGCUCCGCCGAGGCUGUGGUGGAUGUGAUGCGGUGCACCGAGCGCCACCAGGCUGAGUUACAGGACCAUUGCAAUAAGAAAUAAUUCGGAGGGACUGAAUUUUCCGCUCACUCCAGCGUUGGUUGUCAGGCAUGAAUGAGUUUUGAGUGUCGAGGACGGUCGGUCAGUGUCUCGCUCGCCUUCAGCGGGGCUCCUCCAGCUGUGUGGCGUCUGAAACACAGCGGCAGACACGCGCAGCCCCUGUGAGGCCGGCGGUGGCUUGCGGCGGCGCGCCGAGUCUCCUCACCCUCCGCUGCUCCUCAUGUUCUUAGGAUCUAAUUUUUGUGAAGCUUCGACGCCUUUGUCUUGUCGGACUUCAAUUUCCUCCUACCGAGAUCUUCUUUGUGAUAUUCCAUAUGCAUUUCCUCAUCUAGAUAUUACUGGGCAGAUUCGCAGACUACGCAUUUGCAGACUUCCAUUUUUAGACUGAUAUCUGUCUUGUUCAAUCGGAUGAUCCUCAUUUUUUACAGCAUUGGAAGCUUUACACAACAGCUUCUGAAAUAAAGGCAUGACAAUAGAGACUCCGCUUUAUUUUUCUGCGUUAUUCACGGAGUUGUCUCAACAGCAUCUGGAUUCUCUUAUAACAGUACUACAGAUGAACGCCGACCAUUUUUAAUCAACUGUAACCUAUAUGCCAGGCCAGCACGCUGGCUCACUCAUCAUUUCUCGCACUCAGGGACAGUCCCACUCCACGUCCUUUUGAAACGAAGAGCAACAACACACCAUCUUGGAGAGAGGGACGGAAUCCGAUCACACGCGUGUAUUUUAAUGAGAAGUGGAGGCCGUUCAGUCGUUGCGUUCAUUCUGCUUGUUUCCCUACCCACUGCGGCGUUGAACCGGUGACAGAAAGUGAACAACGAUACUGUGGAACCUAGAGGAACAUUGUGGAACAUCAGAUAAAACAUUGAAAAGGAAUAUUUAAAACACUUUUCCAGCCACACCUCUCCUGGGUGUGGAAGGUGACGGCGUGGGGGGGAGGGAGAAACCUGUGUGUGUGUGUGUGUGUGUGUGUGUGUGUGAGAGAGAGAGAGAGAGAGAGAGAGAGUGCAUAGCUCCCAUCCCCCCACAACACUUAACAAAACCAUAUAAAUGAUGAUGCUAAUGAUGCUGCUGCUGAUGAUGAUGUUCGUGUAUAAUUUCAUGUCUCGUUCUUUCUGUCGAUUGGGCGACACAAAAUGGAGAUUCUCAUAGUAUGUAUGAGUACUGUAGUGACUUAACUCUUACCGGGGUGGGGCGGGGCAGGGAUGGGGCGAGACGUGGGUGAUAGGAGGCGGGGCGAGAUGGGGGGCGAUGCUCUUUUCUUUCUGACUCUCCGCCCCGCCCCGCCCCACCACGCCCCGCCCCCAAAUUCUAUACGUCACAGCUGGGUCUCUGGCGGCCUGAGGGUCAUGGGUUGUGGGUUGCCUACUCUAGAGGGAGCUGCUUCCCCCUCCCCCCCCCCUUCCCCCACUUCAUCCUCUCUGGAAAGCUGUUUUAUGGACUGUUUUGUUCCUUUUCUUUGAACCUUUCGUGCCUCCCUGUGUGUGUGUGUGUGUGUGUGUGUGUGUGUGUGUGUGUGUGUGUGUGUGUGUGUGUGUGUGUGUGUGUGUCACAUGUUUUUUUGGCUUUGGUUGAUUGAUGUACAUUUCUCAUAUUGUUUAUUUUCUUAUUUACUUUCUUACUUGGGCUCGUGUUUUCUCUUCUCAAGUAACCGCUGCACAUUUACUUUUCGUGGAAUUACUUUAUCAUUCAACUUUUAUUGUCGUAUAUAUUUUCUCUACCCGAUUCUUUUUAUCAUGUUUUAUUUUCCCUUCUCUAAAUUGCUUCCUUCGUGCGACCCGUUCCUACGAUGACUUAAAAGUUUCAUGAUUACUUGUUGUCAGUUUCCUGCCCCGCUCCUCCCCAGCUUUCCCCCGUCCCUCCCCCCCAGGCCCCAGGGAACAGCUCCUCCGUUGGUCCUCGGCAAUUUGUAAUGUGUGAUAAAAAUACUCUCAUUCCCAUUAAAUGUACAUUGUUAUUUCACAUACCGCAUGGAUAUAUGUUAUUUCAAAGGGCUUGUAUGAAUAUUUGUAUAGUUGCGUCAAUGGGUAAAAAAAAAUAUACAUACAUAUAUAUAAAUACUAUUCGUCGACUGACAUACUUUUGUGGGUGCGCGCGACUGUUGUUUAGCUUAAAAUAUUAAAAAAAGGAAAGUGAUGGCGGGAAAUACUAUAUAUACAUAUAAAAAAAUGUUUGUGUGUGUCCUGUUUCGCUGGACAUAAAUGUGACAAAAAAUGCUACAAAAAACAAUUGUGUGAGGGAUGGCGUGGCAGCCGUCUUGUUGCUGGUGUUCGUGUCAUCUUUGUUAUGUGGCGGGGCUGUGAGUCGGCCCUCGGCGGGGUUAUAUCUUAGAGCGGCGCCAGCGUCCUCCUCCUCCACUACCACCACCACCACACACCACCACCACCACUACACCAUCACCACCACCACCACUACACCAUCACCACCACCACCACCACCACCACCAUUCUCACCACUAUCACCACCACCAACCAACCACCAGUACCACCGGAGGGCUUUACCUAGAACACUUAAAUUAUCAACCAAAAACUAUCAUUAUCGAGGGGGUAGAAUCAUGCAACAUGCAAGCGGUCCUUUAUAUUUGUGACUUAUCAUCAUCAUUACUGAAUUUAGCCAAACUGCAUUCAACGAUUGUAUGAGCAACGGAGCAUUGUGAUGGCCGUUGAGGGACUUAACAUUGAUUUUGAAUACAUAAAGUGGAAGAUUAAAAUAUUCCGAUUUGUCUCGUGUCGAGGAGGACGGCGGCGCGGUAGUGUAGAAGAGAAACCGAUAAAAAUAACAAAAAAAUAACAGUUUAACCCUUGCUGUGCCAAUUGUGUGUUCGAGUGUACCACAAUCAUGUAGUGUAAUCAAAAAAAUGUUAUUUGUAAUAAUGUUGCCAGAGAGGGUAUCCUUGUUGUCAUCUCUAGCGAAAUAUUUUUCUACUUACUUUUUCAUAGCUACGACUUUCUAGCGCUGCCUCGUGUUUGUUCCUUAGAGAUGAGGCGCCGACCGGGCAAGCCAAGUGCGCACGUGAUUGUCUCCGGGCAAGCCGAGCGCGCACGUGACUGGCUGGCAUCCCUCCGGGUAAAAUCAUGUUAAGCGGCAAACGUUGUGGCCCAGCUGGGUCAUGGCUGGUCGAGCUGGGUAUAGUUUCCGUGUUAGGUCCCCGCUCGACCAGCCACAACUUAGCUCACCAAGGCAGCUAUUCCCACACACCCGGCAGUCAGCGUACUCACCUGGCCCUCGGACUCAUUAGUUCAAAGAUAAAUGCAAACCUGUCUAUCAUUAAGAAUUCAUAAAUUGACGUUUGAACUAAGCGUAUUCGAGUACAAGACAUGUGAAUAAAUUUUUGACAAGGUCUGUGACUUGGUUUCCUCUGAACGAAACUCGUUUGUGCUACAGUCUCGUGUGCGCUUCACUUGUCGGCGCGGCCCCUCAUUCUUAGACCCCCUGAGCGAGACACUCCACUCCGUCGUACAGCUGUGCGUCGUGUAGCCGGACAAUAAACAAGUACUGACAUCUCCGUACUUUCAUUCCUCCCCUGCAGCACCUAGGAAUUAAGCCAAUCAGUCAGCACCUCAAGUUCUCUCGGCCCUAUUUGUGUAGUUAAUCUCUGGCCCUCCUGAAAAGCUGGAUGGCUGGCUGGAAACCUGAGGGGGUCUCGACUGCUGGAUCCUUGAUUGUUCUGCUGGUUGAAUGUUUGGUACUCUGGAUGACUGCGUGGCUGGUUGGUGGGGUGACUGUGAGAAUGGCUGGCUGAAUGGAUGGUUCGGGGACUUACUGGCAGGAUAGUUGGUUAGCUUUAGUAAGUUGGCAGACUGGAUAGGUGAUAUGCUGUGUGACGAGUGGUUGCAUGACUGAUAAAGUAGUUGGCUAUCUGUCUGGACGGCUGCAUUUCCUGACUCAGUCGCAGCCAAACACAAUGGUAAGGAGUCAUGAUUUAUUUAGCUCGCUUGUUUGUAUACAUGUGUGUGGUUGUUUGUUCAUAAUUGAAAUAUUGAAAAUAAUAUAAAUAAGGAAGAAACUAUUAUGAAUACUUAUAAAUACUAUAUAAUACUUUUCCUGCCCAAGUUACACACACAAAAAGAGAGAGAGAGAGAGAGAGAGAGAGAGAGAGAGAGAGAGAGAGAGAGAGAGAGAGAGAGAGAGAGAGAGAGAGAGAGAGAGUCAA
Eriocheir sinensis (Chinese mitten crab) is the source of this 12423-nucleotide messenger RNA. RefSeq lists its product as uncharacterized. The transcript has 21 exons. Gene Ontology annotation, molecular function: protein binding; GTPase activator activity. NCBI's taxonomy places the organism in Eukaryota, Metazoa, Arthropoda, Malacostraca, Decapoda, Varunidae. The record is from RefSeq and is a predicted model, not a curated record. Gene Ontology annotation, cellular component: cytoplasm. Gene Ontology annotation, biological process: regulation of small GTPase mediated signal transduction; activation of GTPase activity. Bases 229 to 4800 code for a protein of 1523 amino acids.